CUUAUUCACGUGCUUCCUCGUUCCCACUUACUCACUUUCCUCAAUUCGAAGAAAUUCAUCUCCUCCCAAAACAGUAUCCAAACACCACAAUUCCUCUCCCCUCCCUUCCCUUAUCGAUCUUAACUUCCAUCAGUACAUGGCACUAGUCCGAGAGCGCCGCCAGCUAAAUCUCCGACUUCCCCUACCGGAAAUCUCCGAACGCCGCCCUCGUUUCCCCUUACCCCUCCCUCCCACUUCCCUCUCCACCACCACUACGGCCGCAACCGGUUGCGGCGGCGCAGUAACCGCCGCGAACAUCGAAAAGGUCCAAGUCCUCGGUUACGGCAACGGCGGCACAGUCUACAAAGUCCCCCACAAGCGGAGCUCCAGUCUAAGCACUGAACUUUAAUACCUUAAGGUCUAACUGGGAUAGGGUACUUUUCUUGCAAGGCUAGCCCAACCCAGUCUCCAUUCCCACUCACUAUAUAUAUAUACACUUUUGGCAUUUUCCAAUACACACACACACACACACACACACACACACACACACACAUAUAUAUAUAUUGGAAAAUGCCAAAAGUCUACUUCAAUCUCAACAUUAAUCCAGACUUCUACCUCCAUGGUAUUAGCGCAAGCCAACAAGAAUAUUGUUUCUGUCCAUUUUGUUUGCAUCUUUUGGCUACUUAUCAUCACUGCUAGCUCUGGUACAGAUUGGCAUGAAAAGAGACAUUCAGCUGCAGGAGACUGGAUAAACCAUGGUGGUGACAUAUACAACCGUAGAUAUGCCUAUGGAGAAACCAAGAUCAGCCCUUCAACUGUCUCAAAGCUACGUCUCAAGUGGACAUUCUAUGCAGGCAAAGACAUCAGUGCAACUUCUGCAAUUUUCAAUGGGACCCUUUAUUUCCCAGGCUGGAAUGGUUUCCUCUACGCGGUCAAAGCUGUUGAUGGCUCUCUUGUUUGGAAACAAAACCUGCAAAACCUAACUGGUCUUAGUCCACCUACUUUCAUCCUAAAUGUUACUGCAACGCUGUCGAGAUCAACUCCAACUGUAGCUGGUGAUCUGCUCAUCAUCGGAAUCUAUGGACCUGCUGUUGUUAUCGCUGUUAAACGAGCAACCGGAGAGCUGGUCUGGUCCACUAGGCUUGAUAGUCAUCCGGUUGGUCUUAUCACCAUGUCCGGGACAUUUCAUAAAGGAGGUUUCUAUAUUGGAACAUCUUCAUUUGAAGAAGUCGUCAGCAGCAUUGAGCAAUGUUGCACCUUCCGUGGCAGCCUUGCCAGACUAGACGUCCGAACAGGCGCCGUCGUGUGGCAGACCUUCAUGGUGCCUGACAAUCAUGGCUUGACCGGAGAGUACUCCGGAGCAGCAAUAUGGGGAAGCAGCCCUUCCAUUGAUAUUAAAAGGAACCUUGUCUACAUUGCCACAGGAAACCUAUACUCGGCUCCUCUGCGUGUUCAACAAUGUCAAGAAAGAGAGAACAACCAGACUUUGCCUACUCAUCCAGAUGAGUGUGUUGAGCCCGAAAAUCAUUUUGAUUCGAUAGUGGCAUUGGAUUUGGACACUGGAAUGAUCAAGUGGUAUAGGCAGCUGGGAGGGUAUGAUGUGUGGUUCGUGGCCUGCAGCAACCUUUCGGCGUCCCUUAAUUGCCCGCCGGGCCCCAAUCCGGAUGCGGAUUUUGGGGAGGCACCGAUGAUGCUAAGCAUUCAUGUCAAUGGAAGCGAACAAGAUGUUGUGGUAGCUAUUCAGAAGAGUGGAUUUGCAUGGGCUUUGGAUCGCGAUGAUGGCAGCAUUGUCUGGUCCACGGAGAGUGGACCUGGUGGGGCUUCUGGAGGAGGUACAUGGGGAGCAGCCACGGACACAAAGAGGAUCUACACCAACAUUGCCAACAGUGACAGUAAAAACUUCACCCUCAAACCAUCGAACAAAACCACAACUGCAGGCGGAUGGGUGGCAAUGGAUGCUCACACUGGCACAAUCCUAUGGUCUACCGCUAAUCCUAGCAAUGCCAGUUCCAAUGGUCCGGUCACUGUUGCUAAUGGCGUCCUAUUUGCUGGAUCCGCGUAUCCAACAGGACCCAUCUACGCCAUGAAUGCUAAAACCGGGAACAUUCUAUGGUCACAGGACACCGGAGCCACCGUUUACGGUGGCAUGUCAGUGAGCCAGGGAUGCAUUUAUGUGGGGAAUGGUUAUAAAGUAAGCCUUGGAGUAGUGGCGUACCCAACCUUUACUGGAGGCACUUCGCUCUUCGCUUUCUGUGUCCAUCAGUGAAUCAACCUACUCACACUUGUAUUUAGUAUCUUAUCGGUAUGUCAUAUCAAAUAAUAAUCUGGCCACUUAAUUAAGGUCCAAAGGAUGACUUGUUAUCAAUGUUUUGUAAAUCUAUCACUCACACUUCUGGUUUGAAUUGAUUGCACAAGGAGGAUGAAAUGAUUGUUUGGAUUCA
Messenger RNA from Cornus florida, 2420 nucleotides. RefSeq lists its product as uncharacterized. Lineage: Eukaryota; Viridiplantae; Streptophyta; Magnoliopsida; Cornales; Cornaceae. The record is from RefSeq and is a predicted model, not a curated record. The transcript is spliced from 4 exons. Bases 599 to 2245 code for a protein of 548 amino acids.